Messenger RNA from Rubroshorea leprosula, 1912 nucleotides. The record is from the annotation of a GenBank genome assembly. NCBI's taxonomy places the organism in Eukaryota, Viridiplantae, Streptophyta, Magnoliopsida, Malvales, Dipterocarpaceae.
ACUUGCAUUUCUUUUCCUGCAAAACUUCUGCGGAAAGCUUUACUAUGUGUUUCCUGCGCGUGAACUGCGGCAUCAUUUGGGGAUUUCAACAUCAAGCUUUCGAAACCGAAAUCAGGUAAUAUAUACGAACCCUUGAUUUUGGUUUGAUCGAAGUGCCAUUCUCCUUUCUCCCUUUCUGUGGUUGAUUUAGAGUCCUUUGAAGGGAGUUAGGGUUAUAAAUGAGAAUGAUUUUGAAUAUGCGAGAGAGGGGUUUUUUUUUUUUUUUUUUUUUUUUUAAAGGGGUCCUAACUUCAUUCCUCCCCCCUACUUCGUGCAGAGAUUGAGAAAAUGUCGUCAGAAGGAACAGUUAGUAUAGUAGGGAGUGAGGUGCUGCCCCUAGACUAUGGGAGCAUGGACUCAGAGAGUAGUCCGUCUCCAUCUAGUUCGGAGAAGACGGUGGAGGGGGUGAGAGGAGAUGAGGUGGUGGAGGUUGGGGGGAAUGAGGUGGUAGAGGUUGGGGGAAAUGAGGUGGUAGGGGUUGGAGGAGAUAGCAUACCCAUUACUGUAGUAGAAGUAGAGGGUAGAGGAGAGAGAGAUUAUGAUGUGAAUGCAGAGAUAGUGGAGGAGGCCAACGGGGGUAGAGGAGAGGGCCUGCUCUGCUCCUCGGGAUCAUUGGAUGCCUGUAUAUUCCCACUAUUUGAUAGCGGGACUCAGGUUUCCACUUCCCGAGCUGCUAGUAGUGCGCAAUGCAUAGAAGCUGCUGAGCUCUAUGGGCCAAGUGCUUUAAGUGAAGCUGAAAUGGAUCAGUUUUUGAAUACUGCUGGAGGAGCGGCCAUCCCCAAGAAGCCAAGGAAGAAGUCAAGGACUACAAGCAAGCAAGUGGAUGAGGGGAGAGUUAGGAAUGAGGUAGUGCCCACCACCGGAGCUGAGGCAGAGGAGGAGGAGGUGCCACAAUUAAAGAGGAAGGGUUGGGAGGAGAGGAGGGCACUACAAAAGAAGAGGAAGGUGGUGGAGGAGGAGAGGGGGAGCAAGGGUCCUGUUCCCCCAACAGCAUUUCAGAGCAGCCUGUUCGAGGUGAAAAACAUGACGGGGGCUAGGUGGUUCAUCAACAGCACUUUCCCCGAAGUGGACAAAUGCAACGCACGGGACGAGGCUCUGAGAUACUGUGGAGCUUCUGUGGUAAAACACGUUUUAGAGAGCGCGAGCUGGGUAAAUGGUCUAGCCCAGGAGUUCAUGGAUAGUGUGAAGGAGCGCUCACUCUUGAUCUCUGAAAGCGAGCGUGAGGCUCAGGCGCAAGAAAUAAAGCUGGUGAAUGAGGCUUUCGCGCAGCUGAAGGAGAAUGUGCAGACCUUGGUGCACAAUGGGAUGAAGGAGCACAUCAGCAACUUCAUCAGCUCCAGCUCGUUUGACAACAUCGUCAACUUAUACCGACUGCCCACUGCCAUCAUUGCAUUCACGGACUGCAGGAAGAAGGUGAAGGCAGAAUAUCCGGAAGUGGACAUUACCAAGAUCACCUUCGGCGAGCAAGAAGAAGGAGUGGAGGAAGACAGUGAAAGCAUGUCAGCAGACUUCCUGGAGGAAGAAGGGGCAGAGGUAGAGGAAGACGAAGUGGAGGCAAGAGUGGAGGGAACCGAAGUGGAUGAGAGGCAACCAGUUCCAGAAGUGGAGAUUCACUCAGUUCCUUCUGACGAUGAGCAGCCUCCUCUGCCAGACGAGCAGCAGCCAACACAGCCACCUCUUCAGGCUGAACAGAAGCCAGUGGCACCACCUCCACCAGCAGAGAAAUAAUUUUGCUUUUUAAUUUUUGUAGAAGCAUUAAAUAAUUUGUAAUACUGUUAUUAUGUUAAAUGAAAAUUCAGUUUUGAAAUUAUGUGUUUGUUUAUGUUUGCUUUAUAUUUUUGUUAUUGUUUAUUAAUAAAAGAAUUGAGAUUAU